AUGGCUCACGCGCACGCGCGCGGGGCAUCCGAGCAGCGCGCACAAGCAGCUGCUGCCGCGCUGAGCAGCUCGCGGAGUAGCGCGCGCUGGCCCCGCCGGCAGCGACCGCGGAGAGCGCAGCACUGCGCGCGCGCAGUGGCAGUACGGCUGCUGAUGGUGCCGCUGGCCGCGGCGGCGCUGGUGGGGCGCAUGGCGGUGGGCGCGCGCGGCAGUGAUGACGUGGCUGUGACGCGCGCAGCUGCAGCAGCAGCAGCACUGCUCGAUGCACUCAAUAUCACGCGGUCGCCCAUCGCAGCGCUCUUUGUGUUUGGCGACUCCUUGGUUGACGUGGGCAACAACAACUACGGCACGUACCGCUUCCUGCGUGCCGACCUGCCGCCCUACGGCAUCAACUACGUGGAGGCGUCGGGGCGCUUCUCCGAUGGCCGCCUGCAGAUCGACUUCCUCGGUGCGUGGCGCUGCCGAUCGGCUUCCUCGGUGCGUGCCGCUGCCAUGGCGGUACGGCUUGUGAGGGCGGCGGUGCGGGCGGGUUGCACGAUGGAGGAACGGAGGAGAGGGAAGGGGAGCAGGAAGGUUUGUGAGGAUAGCAGAGUGGGCAGGUGGACGGAGGCAUCUCACAUGAUCACCUGUGUGGGCUUCUGGCAGCCUGCCAUUUUUACUUCGCCUCCCCUCCCUUCCUUCCAUAAAAUCCCCUCCCUCCCUUCCCCCCCUCCCCCCCCUCCGUCCCCCCCCUCCCCCCCCCUCCGGCCCCCCCCUCCCCUCCCUCCCCUCCCUUCCCUCCCUCCUCUCCAUCCUCUCCCCAACCCCCUCCCUCCCCUUCCUACCCUCCCCCCCUCCCCCCCCCUCCCCCCCCUCCCCCCCCUCCCACCACUUCCUUCCCCCCAUCCCGCACUGCCCCCCAUCUCCCCCAGCGCGCUAUCUGGGGCUGCCCUCGCCGCCCCCAGUGCUACAGCCGGGGCGCAGCGCCACUCGCGGGCUCAACUUCGCCAGUGCGGGGGCGGGCGUGCUGGACUCCACCAACCCGGGCCAGGUGCGAGCUGGCAACGUGGGGCAGGCGGGGCCCACCCUGGUGGAUCGGGCCCAGCCUGGUGGGUCGGGCCCAGCCUGGUGGAUCGGGGCUGGCCUGGUGGAUCGGGGCUGGGCUGGUGGAUCGGGGCUGGGCUGGUGGGUCGGGGCUGGGCUGGUGGGUCGGGGCUGGGCUGGUGGAUCGGGGCUGGGCUGGUGGAUCGGGGCUGGGCUGGUGGAUCGGGGCUGGGCUGGUGGGUCGGGGCUGGGCAGGUGGGUCGGGGCUGGGCUGGUGGGUCGGGGCUGGGCCGGUGGGUCGGGGCUGGGCUGGUUAGCACGUGGUGGGAGAGUUGUGAGGUGGAGGAAGAGAGGAGUCGGGCGGGGAUGAGAUGCCAGCAGUGCUGGGCUCUGCGCACCCACACAGCACGCCUCUGUGGAUGCCAACCAAGGCAGAGUGGAUGGGAUGUGGCCUCUCGCUCCUUGCUUUCACCUCUGCCCACCACAGCCCUCCUUCAAUUCAACCCCCUUCUUUCUCACUCAUUCUGCUUCACGCUGCUUGCGUUUCUCCCCCUCCCCCUCUCGCUGCUCCCUCCCUAUUAUUUCGUCUCUCGUCAGGCGUUCCCGCUGUCCUUCCAGCUGGGAAAGUUCCGGGAAGUGCACGCAGCGGUGCAGCAGCAGCAGCAGCAGCAGCAGCAGCAGCAGCAGCAGCAGCAGCAGCAGCAGCAGCAGCAGCAGCAGCAGCAGCAGCAGCAGCAGCAGCAGCAGCAGCAGCAGCAGCAGCAGCAGCAGCAGCAGCAGCAGCAGCGGGGAGAGCUUGCCAGACAAGAGCGUACGUGCACGGAUGAUCCGCGGCGCCUCGCACAUCAUCACAUUACCCGCUCUGCUCUGCACUCUGCUCUCUUCUAUUCCAGCACCGCACUUGCCACGUUAAUUAUUCCUCCCAGAUCUCCAUCCCCCACUUCUGCCCUCCUUCCCCCCACAUCCCUCCCUCCACCUCUCCCCUCCCCUCUCCAGGCGCUCGCCUCAGCUCUCUACGUGGUGCAGAUAGGCUCCAACGACUACCUCUACCUGCUGUCGCAGCUCAACAUGGGGCUCGUCCCCAACAUCCCCACCUCCCUCCCCCCCCGCAACGCCACUCGCCCUCGUCUGUUCAGCAACGCCUCCUCUCUUCCGCCCAUGCCCGACGCCUCCUCGCUGCCACGCAUGCCCAACACCACCGCUCUGCCACCGCUUCCCUUCAACUCCACAGCCCUAUCAUCCGCCGCCAUAGCCUCUGCUGCUUCUGCCGCUUCGGCCGCUUCUGCCGCCUCUGCUGCUUCUGCCGCCUCUGCUGCUUCUGCCGCCUCUGCCGCCUCUGCUGCUUCUGCCGCCUCUGCUGCUUCUGCCGCCUCUGCCGCCUCUGCUGCUUCUGCCGCCUCUGCCGCCUCUGCUGCUUCUGCCGCCUCUGCUGCUUCUGCCGCCUCUGCUGCUGCCGGUGCGAGCAACUCGUUCGAUCCGACAAGGUCAAGAGAAGCCGCCCGCCUGCGCAGGGCGGGGACGCGUGGCACGCUCCCAUUGGAGGAGGCAGUGAGCCGCCCGCCACAGUCGGUGACGGACAGGGUGGGUGCGGUGGGGCGGUUCUCAGCGGCGCUGGGAGGCACCAUUGCUGCGUCCACCCAGGGCACCGUGGAUGCCGUGCAGGCCCUGUACAGCAUGGGGGCGCGGCGCUUCCUGGUGUACCUGCUGCCGCCCAUCACAUGCGCGCCCACACUCAUGCAGGCCUUGGGCCAGCGCACGUGCUCCGCGUCGCCGCUCAGCGCCGUGCCGCUCGCCCACAACGCGCUGCUCUCAGCGGGGCUGAACGCACUGCAGGCGCGCCUGCCGGGCAUCGUCAUCCUCACUGCGGACGUUGGGGGGUUUGUGACGCGCGCUGUUGAGCAGCCAGAGGCGCUGGGCUUCACCAGCGGUCCGGAGGCGUGCUGUGGCGCCCCUGCACCACUGAACGGGCUGGUGCAGUGUGGGCGCACGGCGCUGGUGAACGGCACCCCCACGCCGUACACGCUGUGCCGCCGCCCCUCCCAGCACGUCUUCUGGGACGCCUUCCACCCCACCCAGCGCCUCAACCACCUCCUCGCCGCCCGCGUGUGGCGUGGCGCUGAGGGCAGAUGGGGUGAUGAUGAUGGGGAUGAGGGGGAUGAAGGGGAUGGUGCGGAUGAAGGGUUGGGUGAUGUGGGUGAGGAUGAUGGUGGCAGUGGAGUUGUAAUGCGUCCUGUUGGGCUGAGAGCACUCGCAAGAUAUUUGUCACGCGCGGGGCCGCGCAUUGCCCUCUUGCUCAUAGUAGCCGUAGCGCACGUCGCGGCGGGUCCACUUGCGACGCUCCGUCGCGUGGAGAUCGUCUCAGGCGAUACAGCCGCCACGGCUGAAAGAGCCGGCACGCCUGCUACAGCCGUAUCCAGCCAUCGCCGGAGUGCGCUAAAGACAGCCGUCGUCACGUUGUCGCCGCCGCCACCCGUAGCGCCUUCGACUCCUAGUGGACUCUCGGCGCCGCCGGCCGCGCCGCGACCUCCCGGUUCCAGCGGGAACGCGUCGGCAAGCGAGUCGCUGGGCGGCAACGAGCUGACGGGGAGCAUCCCCGAAGGCAUCUCGCACCUCACCGCGCUGGAACACCUGGACGUGAGGGGCAACCAGCUGGCGGGGUCGCUGGUGGGGGAGAUCGCGCGCCUGCCCGCCCUCACCUACCUAGACCUGUCCAACAACCGCAUCAACGGCUCGCUGCCCAGCUCCCUCUCUAACCUCACCGCCCUGCGCCACCUCGACCUGCAUCAGAACCCCAUCACCGGGCCGCUUCCCUCCUCCCUUGCCGCCCUCUCGCUGCUCACCCGACUCGAUCUGCAUGCUCUCGACUUCACGCCCGCCCCGCUGCCGCCCGCUCUUGGCGCCCUCUCCUCCCUCGUCUACCUCGACCUGUCAUACACGCAGCUCACCGGCCCUCUGCCCGCCUCCAUCGCCAACCUCUCCGCCCUCAACUUCCUCUCGGUGGACGGCAACGCCCUGACGGGCUCCAUCGACAUCUUCCCGCCCAACUCCUCCCUCCAAGCCAUUCUAGCGGGGCACAACCAGCUGCAGGGGUCGGUGCCGGACGUGGCGCUGCACCCGCGGCUGCGCCUGCUGUCACUGCACGACAACAACCUCACUGGCCCCGUGCCCGCCGCCGACCUCAACUCGUCCACCACCACCGUCGUCCUGGCGGGCAACCCGCUGUGCACAUCAGCCAAGUAUUACCGCACUUGCAACGUGUGGCAGCAGCGGCGCCUGUGCACGCUACCGUGCAGCGGCAGCGGGGAGAGCCCCAGCCCCGUGGAGUACGUGCGCUCGCAGGCGUGCGUGUGCGCGCUGCCCCUCGUCGUGCGCCUGUUCCUGCAGAACCCCUCCUACACGCUCUUCAACGCUGAGUACGCCGACCUCUUUCAACGCGACGUGGAGACGCAACUGCAGCUGCAGGAGGGGCAGGCGUGGUUGGACAGUGUGAGUCAGCGCGAGGACAACCUCGAGGUCGCCACGCUGCGCCUCUACCCCGCCCAGGCGGAUGCACCAUGGACGGAGGAGCAGAGGGGCCAGCUGUAUGGGGCGUUGGGGGGCCUCACCCGCCUCAGCGCCAUCUUUGGAGGCAUCACGUUCGAUGGCCCACCACCCCCACCAGUGCCCAGCCCGCCCCCGCCCCCUCCCACGCUGGCAGUCACCACUGAAAGCAAGAGCACGUUCCCAGUGUGGGCCAUUGUGGUCACGGCCGUGGGGCUGCUGUGCUUUGGCGCCUCGCUGCUGCUGCUGCUGCUCUGGCUACGCCACCAACGCAGACGCCAGAUGCUCCGACCCACCAAGUCGAAGCUGACGAUGCGCCUGCAGGAGCAGUUUGUGCGCCCCAUCGCGCUGGCGGAGAUCGAGGCCGCCACCGACUCGUUCGCGGAGUCACGGCUGCUGGGCGCGGGCGGGUACGGGUCGGUGUACCGCGGGGACGGGCCCAACGGGGAGGAGUGGGCCGUGAAGCGCGCGCAGGUCGCCACUGUGCAGUCCAUGGGCGUGUUUCAGAACGAGGUGGAUGUGAUAUCGGCCAUGAGUCACCGCAACCUGAUAGCUCUGCUGGGGUACUGCGAGGACAAGGGCGAGCAGAUCCUCGUCUACGAGUUCGCCGCCCAUGGCACCCUCUCCGCCCACCUGCGCCCGCCAGCUGACAAGCCAACGCCCCCUCUAACGCUGCAGCAGCGCGUGGAGGUGGCGCUGGGGGCGGCGCAGGGGCUGUUCUACCUGCACUCCUUCGCACGCCCGCCCGUCAUCCACCGCGACGUCAAGUCCGGCAACAUCCUGCUGGACAGCGACAUGCAGGCGAAGGUGGCGGACUUUGGGCUUCUGAAGGCGUCCAAGGGCGAGGGCGUGGCGCACAGCACGCAGGUGGCGGGCACACCGGGGUACCUGGACCCUGAGUACUACUCCGCCUUCAAAGUCACCGCCAAGAGCGACGUCUACAGCUUCGGAGUGGUGCUGCUGGAGAUCCUGACGGGGCUGCCGCCCAUCUUUGAGAGCCUCGACGCCAAUGAGUCCACGGAUGGGGAGAGGCAGAUGACCAGCCUGGCCAGAUGGUGUGCGCCGUACGUGCAGACGGGCAACGUGGCCAAGAUAGUGGACCCGCGCCUGGGCGCCGACUACCCGGUGGACAUAGUAAAGGCCAUGGCGGAGGUGGCUAUGGCGUGCGUGCAGCGCCACAGCAAGAACCGCCCCGACACGGGCGAGGUGGUGCGGCGCCUGGGGGACAUCCUCGCUCGCCUCACGGGCGACGAGAGCGCCGCCACACUGGGCCACCUGCGGUCGCAGAGCUCGAAUGUGGGCGCCAUUGCCAUUCCGGAGGACGGGGAGAUCGAUCCGAACAUUGCGCUGGUGGGGAACAUGGAGGGGCCGUAUGAUGAGAGCACUGCCGCGAUGUCGCAGAUUAUCCCGCGCUGA
Molecule: messenger RNA, 5979 nt
Organism: Closterium sp. Naga37s-1
Lineage: Eukaryota; Viridiplantae; Streptophyta; Zygnematophyceae; Desmidiales; Closteriaceae
Source: the annotation of a GenBank genome assembly